Molecule: messenger RNA, 545 nt
Organism: Zonotrichia albicollis (white-throated sparrow)
Lineage: Eukaryota; Metazoa; Chordata; Aves; Passeriformes; Passerellidae
Source: RefSeq, a predicted model, not a curated record
GAAAGCUGCGCUACGCCAACAACAGCAACUACAAGAACGAUGUGAUGAUCCGAAAGGAGGCUUAUGUGCACAAAAGUGUGAUGGAAGAGCUGAAGAGAAUAAUCGACGACAGUGAAAUCACAAAAGAAGAUGAUGCUCUGUGGCCUCCUCCUGACAGAGUGGGCAGACAGGAACUUGAGAUAGUAAUUGGUGAUGAACACAUCUCCUUUACCACGUCAAAAAUCGGCUCCCUCAUUGAUGUAAAUCAGUCCAAAGAUCCAGAAGGCUUGAGAGUAUUCUAUUACCUGGUCCAGGACCUUAAAUGUCUUGUCUUCAGUCUUAUUGGACUCCACUUCAAGAUUAAGCCAAUUUAAGUCACACAAACUGAAGUUUGUAUUGCAAUGUCAGCAGUAAGGAUGGGAAAGGAAGAUCCUGUUCCAGUUCAUCAUUAUUUCUGAAAUUUUUUUGUACUUUAGAUUAUUUUUUUGAUUGUUAUUUUGUUGUUGUUACACAAACUACUGUCAGUGACUCAAUAAAUGGGUAAGAUUUGUGUUUUUAAUUUUUAA